Messenger RNA from Etheostoma cragini (Arkansas darter), 1989 nucleotides. RefSeq names its product solute carrier family 1 member 8b (gene slc1a8b). The record is from RefSeq and is a predicted model, not a curated record. Gene Ontology annotation, cellular component: plasma membrane. Lineage: Eukaryota; Metazoa; Chordata; Actinopteri; Perciformes; Percidae. The transcript has 11 exons. Gene Ontology annotation, biological process: L-glutamate transmembrane transport. Gene Ontology annotation, molecular function: glutamate:sodium symporter activity; neutral L-amino acid transmembrane transporter activity; L-glutamate transmembrane transporter activity. The coding region runs from base 215 to 1885 and encodes 556 amino acids.
CCAGAAAUCCGUUAGUCAACACUUUAUGUCUCAGUCUGGGUGAGCUCCUCAGUGUGAGAGACAGGACCCACACUUGAUCACACCCACUAGCUGUCCUCCGUCUCGGAUCCAUUGGGAUACACACUGAUAGACCACACUCACUCAGAUUUAGAUAUCUGUAGUCACUCAGGGGGGUGGGAGGGGGGUCUGCUGGCUUACAGACCAAGCUUGAAUUAUGAUGAAUUGGUUGAAGAAUAUAGUGCCGUUGAAAACCAGGGCGUACAUUAAGGACUACUGCAAGAGGAACGGCCUGCUGACACUCUCCGUUUUUGCUGUGGUGAUGGGCUGUGGGCUCGGAUUUGUCCUCAGGUCCCUCAACCUCUCGACACAGGCUAAGAUCUACUUCUCCUUCCCUGGAGAGCUGCUGAUGAGGAUGUUAAAGAUGUUGAUUCUGCCGCUCAUCACCUCCAGUCUCAUGUCCGGCCUGUCAGCCAUGGACACGAGGGCAAGCGGUCGGCUGGGAGUCCUGACCAUCACCUACUACCUGUGGACCACCUUCAUCGCCGUCAUCGUCGGCAUCGUGCUGGUGCUCAUCAUUCACCCAGGGACGGGCUCAGAGAAGGAAGGCCACCAUGCAAGUUCAGGGCCUGUUAUGACCUCCGCUGAUGCUCUGCUGGACCUCAUCAGGAACAUGAUCCCGUCAAAUCUGAUUGAAGCAACCUUUCAGCAGUACCGAACAGACCUGGUCCCGAUUAUACAGAACGCUGAUGUAAAAGACUCCCAGGCCAACUAUGUGUAUAUCAUGCCCGACUACCACAACCCUCAACUGGGCCACCCAGUCUUCCUGGAGAUCACCCCUGCUCCUGACGUCAAGUAUAAAAUCGUCCCCAGCACCAGCAAGGGCAUGAACGUACUGGGGAUUGUCAUCUUCUCCGCCACAAUGGGUCUGCUGCUGGGGAAGAUGGGAGAACGCGGGGCGCCAUUAGUAAACGUGUGCCAGUGCGUCAACGAGUGCGUCAUGAAGAUUAUUAACGCUGCCAUGUGGUACUUCCCCUUUGGAAUUGUGUUCCUGGUGGCAGGGAAGAUCCUGGACAUGCACGACCCGGCCCACCUGGGAGAGAAGCUGGGCAUGUACUUCAUCACGGUCCUGUCUGGUUUGUUUGUGCAUGGCCUCAUCCUGCUGCCUCUCUUCUACUUCUUCUUCACUCGCAAAAACCCCUUCACCUACAUCAGAGGGCUGCUGCAGGCUCUUGUCAUUGCACUGGCCACAUCAUCCAGCUCAGCCACAUUGCCCAUCACUAUGAAGUGUCUCUUGGAGAACUGUGGAGUGGACAGGAAGAUCGCUCGCUUUGUGCUGCCAGUGGGAGCUACCAUCAACAUGGAUGGAACUGCUCUGUACGAGGCGGUGGCGGCCAUCUUCAUCGCUCAGGUCAAUGAGUAUGAAUUGGACUUCGGCCAGCUGGUCACUAUUAGUAUAACGGCCACAGCAGCCAGCAUUGGGGCAGCUGGGAUACCUCAGGCGGGUCUGGUUACUAUGGUGAUUGUUCUGACCUCUGUGGGGUUGCCGCCUGCUGACAUCUCACUGAUUGUGGCCAUCGACUGGGUUCUUGACCGGUUCCGGACGAUGAUCAACGUUCUUGGUGAUGCCUUAGCUGCUGGGAUUAUGGCUCAUUUAUGUCAAAAGGACUUUGAGAGACCAGCCUCUAACGGUCCAACUCCUACCCCUUCUAAUGCAGAAAACGGAGGUGGCCCCAAUCGGAGGGAUACAGUGAUCUCCUUUGGAAAUCAGAGUGUGGCAAUGUCUGAUGCUCCUCUGAUCACACACCGCUGCGAUUAUGUGUAUGAGGUGGAUGGAGACAACGUGCUGGAGAAACCUGUGGCAUGCUACAACCUCUGCCAAGUAUGAGACACUUCUACAGGACAGAGAGCAAGGGAUACUGCCUUCUACAGCACAUAUAUUCACCUUUUUGGAUCAAAGGGACCGUCAUCUGAGGCCACAACUAAUCCAGU